Triticum turgidum subsp. durum (durum wheat) is the source of this 1290-nucleotide messenger RNA. The record is from the annotation of a GenBank genome assembly. Lineage: Eukaryota; Viridiplantae; Streptophyta; Magnoliopsida; Poales; Poaceae.
AUGGCCACGGUUCCCCUCCACAUAAUGCUCGGCUUUCUCCUCCUCUUGCACGCUACUCCUCCAUGCUCCUCGGCAAGUGGCGAUACUCUCGCGGCGGGCCAGGUGCUCACCGUCGGGGACAAGCUCGUCUCAGCAAACGGCAGGUUCGCGCUCGGCUUCUUCCAGUUCCAGCCACCAAGCAACACUACGGUUAGUAAGUCCAUGUCCAACAACACCACCUCCCUCAGCUCCGACUGGUACCUUGGCAUAUGGUUCAACAAGAUACGGGUUUGUACAACUGUGUGGGUCGCCAAUAGGGAAGACCCAAUCAUCGACCCCAAACCCAACCUAACACAGCUCAAAAUCUCAAGCGAUGGCAACCUUGUCAUCAUACACCAGGGUGGUGUACUCUGGUCCGCUCUUGCUGUAAACAAGAAUAGGACACGAACAAGCAACAUGAACGCCACCAGUGUAGUCCUCACAAACAGUGGAAACCUAGCCCUCACAUCAUCAUCUGGCCAACCAUUGUGGGAAAGCUUCGACUAUCCAACAGAUGUUGUGCUCCCUGGCGCCAAAUUUGGCUGGAAUAAGGUCACCAGUUUGAACCGCCGGGGAAUCUCGAGAAAGAGCAUCGUUGAUCCGGGGCUUGGCUCAUAUAGCAUCGAGCUAGAAACCAAUGGCAACGGGAUAGUCCUCCAGUGCCGCAAACCCUCCGUUGUGUAUCGGGUUUAUGCGCCUGAGACAUCAGAGAUAUUGAAACUUUUGCCGAGAAUCCAAAAGAUUCUGGAACUGGAUACACGGACAAAAGGUUCGAUUAUCCCACAUUAUGUCAAUACCAAAGAAGAGGAGUACUAUAUGUACACCUCACCCAAUGAAUCAUCUUUCUCAUUUCUCUCGGUAGACAUCUCUGGUCAAAUCAAGCUGAACAUCUGGUCUCAAGCCAAUCAAUCUUGGCAAGUUGUAUUUGCCGACCCUGUUGAUGUCUGCACCCCAGCUGCAACCUGCGGACCUUUCACGGUAUGCGACGCCAAUGCGCAACCACCAUGUGAUUGCAUGGAGAACUUCUCUAAGAAGUCGCCACAACAUUGGGCGUUUGGUGAUCGAACACAUGGGUGCAUCAGAAAUACACCGCUAUAUUGCACCAGUGGCAAGAACACGACAACUUCAACAGACAUGUUCUACCCCAUUGCCAAAGUUACAUUGCCCUACAACUCGCAAAGUGUAAACCUUGCUACCACUCGUAGUAAGUGUGAGGAAUCUUGUCUCAGCUCGUGCACCUGCACGGCUGGCAUGGGAAACUGCUUGCUAUAA